Penicillium salamii is the source of this 1698-nucleotide messenger RNA. NCBI's taxonomy places the organism in Eukaryota, Fungi, Ascomycota, Eurotiomycetes, Eurotiales, Aspergillaceae. The record is from the annotation of a GenBank genome assembly.
AUGAAGAACGCCGUUAUUCUUUUCCUCGCGGGUGCUGCCCUUGCGGCCCCCGUCAACAAAACUCUCGAAACCCGUGAACCCUGCCUCCUGCCCCUCGCUAUGGCAGCCGGUGCCCUCCACCACGGAGGCGGCGCUAGCCUCGGUGGCUCCGGCUCUGGCAGCGGUUCUCUCGGCCUCGGUGGCUCUGCUGGUGCCUCUGGCAGUGGUUCCGCCGAGGGCUCCGGCAGCGGUUCUGCUGAAGGUUCCGCUGAAGGCUCUGGCAGCGGCAGCGGUGGCAUUGGUUCUUCCAUCUCCAGCUGGCUGAAGGGCCACGGCUCCGGCACCGGAUCUGCAGGUGCUUCUGGAACUGGCUCCGCAGGUGCCGGUCUCGGUCUCGGUGGUGGCCUUGGCCUUGGUGGCUCUGGCUCCGCCGGCCUCGGUGGAUCUGGCAGUGCUUCCGGUGGUGCCUCUGGAACUGGCUCUGCCGGCGCUGGUGCUACCGGCGGUGCUGAUGUGAGUGGCUCUGGUUCCGCUGGCCUCGGUGGCUCUGGUUCCGCUGGUCUUGGCGGCUCUGGCUCCGCCGGUCUUGGUGGCUCUGGCAGUGCCUCCGGUGGUGCCUCUGGAACUGGCUCUGCCGGCGCUGGUGCUACCGGCGGUGCUGAUGUGAGUGGCUCUGGUUCCGCUGGCCUCGGUGGCUCUGGUUCCGCUGGUCUUGGCGGCUCUGGCUCCGCCGGUCUUGGUGGCUCUGGCAGUGCCUCCGGUGGUGCCUCUGGAACUGGUGCCGCUGGUGCUGGUGCUACUGGCGGUGCUGGUCUGAGUGGAUCUGGCUCUGCUGGCCUUGGUGGCUCUGGAAGCGCCGGUCUUGGUGGUUCUGGCUCCGCUGGCAUUGGCGGCUCUGGAAGUGCCGGUCUUGGAGGAUCUGGCUCCGCUGGUCUCGGUGCUUCAGGAACUGGUGCCGCUGGCGCUGGCGCCACCGGUGGUGCUGGCCUCGGUGCUUCUGGCAGCCUUUCUGGUGGUGCUUCUGGAACUGGCUCCGCUGGUGCCGGCGCUUCUGGUGCUUCUGCUCUCGGUGGAUCUGGCGGCGCCUCUGGUGGUGCUUCCGGUGGUGCUUCCGGUGAUGUUUCUGGCAGCGGCUCUGGUGAUGUGUCUGGUGGUGCUUCCGGUGGUGCUUCCGGCGGUGCUUCCGGCGAUGUCUCUGGUGGUGCCUCCGGUGGCGCCUCUGGCGGUGCUUCCGGUGAUGUCUCUGGUGGAGCUUCUGGCGAUGCCUCAGGUGAUGCUUCCGGCUCUUCUGGUUCCGACUCUGGCUCUGACACCGACGUGAGUCCUACUGGCGCCUCAUCUCCCUCGACCAGCUCAUCCCCUGAUUCUUCCGACUCGGGCUCUUCUGGGGCUGAUGUUUCUGGCUCUGGCUCCGCUGGUGCUAGCGGUUCCGGAUCUGGUGAGGCUGGCGCAGGUCUCUCUGGCACCAAAACCGGCUCUGGCUCUGCCCCCUUCGAGACUAGCUGGAGCACCAGUGUGAGCUGGGGUACCCCCGGUCCUACCGGUACCUCCGGCGGCUCAGGUAUCUCUUUCGGUGGCUCUCUCAGUGGUCAGGCUUCCGCUGAGGCCCAGGCCUCUGCCCACGCUUCUGCCUCUGCUUCCGCCAAUGCCUCUGCCAACGCUGAUGCCUCUGCCAACGCUAACGCAUCUGCUGAUGCUUCUGCCAACGCCUCUGCUUAA